Jaculus jaculus (lesser Egyptian jerboa) is the source of this 2215-nucleotide messenger RNA. Its product is annotated as solute carrier family 22 member 4. Gene Ontology annotation, biological process: transmembrane transport. NCBI's taxonomy places the organism in Eukaryota, Metazoa, Chordata, Mammalia, Rodentia, Dipodidae. The record is from RefSeq and is a predicted model, not a curated record. Gene Ontology annotation, cellular component: membrane. Bases 41 to 1702 code for a protein of 553 amino acids. Gene Ontology annotation, molecular function: transmembrane transporter activity. The transcript has 10 exons.
CGCGUGUGGCCCGGACAUCCCCGCGCCGCGGCCCCGGGGCAUGCGCGACUACGAGGAGGUGACCGCCUUCCUGGGCGAGUGGGGCCCCUUCCAGCGCCUCAUCUUCUUCCUGCUCAGCGCCAGCAUCAUCCCCAAUGGCUUCAAUGGCAUGUCCGUCGUGUUCCUGGCGGGCACCCCGCAGCACCGUUGCCUGGUGCCCGACACCGCGAACCUGAGCAGCGCGUGGCGCAACCACAGCAUCCCGUGGGUGCUGCAGGACGGCCGCCGGGUGCCCCACAGCUGCCGCCGGUACCGGCUGGACACCAUCGCCAACUUGUCUGCGCUCGGCCUGGAGCCCGGGCUGGACGUGGACCUGGAGCAGCUGGAGCAGGAGAACUGCCUGGAUGGCUGGGAGUACCAGCAGGAUGUGUACGUGUCCACCAUCGUGACCGAGUGGGAUCUGGUGUGUGAGAAUGACUGGAAGACGCCCCUCACCGCCUCCUUGUUCUUCGUAGGCGUGCUCAUGGGCUCCUUCGUGUCUGGACAGCUGUCAGACAGGUUCGGCCGGAAGAACAUUCUCUUCACCACCAUGGCUGUUCAGACUGGGUUCAGCUUCCUGCAGAUUUUCUCCAUCAACUGGGAGAUGUUCACCGUGCUCUUUGUCAUCGUGGGCAUGGGUCAGAUCUCCAACUAUGUGGUGGCCUUCAUCCUAGGAACAGAAAUUCUUGGCAAGUCAGUCCGCAUUAUAUUCUCCACGCUAGGAGUGUGCACAUUUUUUGCAAUUGGCUACAUGGUACUGCCACUGUUUGCUUACUUCAUCAGAGACUGGCGGAUGCUGCUGCUGGCACUGACGCUGCCCGGGCUGCUGUGCGUCCCGCUGUGGUGGUUUAUUCCUGAAUCUCCCCGGUGGCUAAUAUCCCAAGGAAGAGUCAGCGAGGCUGAAGAGAUCAUCCAGAAAGCUGCAAUAAAGAACAGUAUCGCUGUUCCUGCAGUGGUAUUUGAUCCGAUGGAGCUCCAGGAGCUACACUCCUCGAAGCAGCCGAAAGUUUUCAUUCUGGACCUGUUCAGAACUCGGAACAUUGCCACAAUAACCAUGAUGUCUGUCCUGCUGUGGAUGUCAACCUCAGUGGGAUACUUUGCCUUGUCCCUGGAUGCUCCGAAUUUACAUGGCGAUGCCUACCUGAACUGCUUCCUCUCGGCCCUGAUUGAGGUCCCCGCCUACUUCCUGGCCUGGCUGCUGCUGCGUACCUUGCCCCGGCGCUACAUCAUAGCUGGGGUGCUGUUCCUUGGAGGAGGGGUCCUUCUCUUGAUUCAGGUGGUACCUGCAGAUUACAACUUCCUGUCUAUUGGUCUGGUGAUGCUGGGGAAAUUUGGGGUCACCUCUGCCUUCUCCAUGCUGUACGUCUUCACUGCGGAGCUCUACCCCACCCAGGUCAGGAACAUGGCCGUGGGCAUCACCUCCAUGGCCUCUCGAGUGGGCAGCAUCAUUGCCCCCUACUUCGUUUACCUGGGAGCUUAUAACCGAGUCCUGCCCUACGUCGUCAUGGGCAGCCUGACGGUCCUGAUUGGAAUCGUCACCCUGUUCUUCCCUGAAAGUUUUGGAGUGAAACUGCCAGAGACCUUGGAGCAGAUGCAGAAAGUGAAAGGGUUCAGAUGUGGGAAAGAAUCAAGAGUCUCAGUGGAGGAAGAAGAAAAUUCCAAGGUUCAAAUAACUGCAUUCUGACAAAAUCUCUAUAGCAUUUGCCAGACUGAAAACAAAUAUGUAAGACUCCAUGAGCUGAGUCCAGUGGCCCACACCAGCAACCCCAGCACUUGGCAAAUGGUGACAGGAAGAUAAGGAGUUCAAGGUCAUCCUUGGCUACGUAGUGAGUUCAAGGUCAGCUUGGAAUAUAUGAGAUCCUGUCUCAAACCAAACACAAGCAAGUCGGAAGCAACGGACCGAGACAAUGAGCACGGAGUGACGUGGACCUUGCUGUGGAGACAUCUCCUCUAGUGAACUCUUGGCUGCUCUUCCUCCUUGCUUUUAAGACAAGCAUUUCUAGAGAGACUUCUGACUAAUUCAAUGAAAUAGGUUUCUUGAAAAUGUGUUAAUCAAGGACUGGUAAAAUCUAUAUGAAGGGGCUGGAAAGAUGGCUUAGCGGUUAAGCGCUUGCCUGUGAAGCCUAAGGACCCCGGUUCGAGGCUCGAUUCCCCAGGACCCAUGUUAGCCAGAUGCACAAAGGGGCGCAUGUGUCUG